GUUUCCAACCAUUUGACCAAACAUGAGAUUCAUACCAAGGAAUGGCCGAGCUAACGUGGAGCUAUUGGUUCCUGGUCUUCGUAGGAUGCGGACAAGACUUGGCGAGGGGUGAAAUGACUUGAGGGAGCCGCUGCCUUUCGUUUCUCUCAAGGCAAAAAACUGCCUUCCCAGUGCAUUAAUGGAGAGCUGAACCCACCUCUCCCUCCGCACUUGGUGGAAGCCCCUCCCUAGUCAGCGGCUACCCAUUUCCUUGGAACACCUCGAAACCAUCGAAGGAAUCAGAUACCUUUUCCAGAUUCUUGUUUCUCCUCAAACCACGAAGAAAGUUUCCUUCUUGAUCGAAACCCAGAAAAACCCAAUUCGCCGUUUCAUCACCUGAAGUUCAUUUUUUCUCCUUUGAUCGUCGAGAAAAGGAGAGAGAGAAGUACCCAAUUCGCCAUGGAACCCGGCUCGCCCAACACGAUCCCCGUCUUCUCGACCUUCGCCUCGCCGUACGAUGGCGCGGCUCCGAUCAACGGCGCCCGGAAGCCGAUCAGCCUGUGGCCGGGGAUGUACCACUCGCCGGUGACGAUCGCCCUGUGGGAGACGAGGUCGAGGACCUUCGAGCGGCUCCUUGACCCCCCAAAGGACGCGCCCCCGCAGAGCGAGCUGCAGGUCAAGACGCCGGCGCAGAGCAGGACCAGCAUCUUGUACGGCUUCUCGUCGGAUUACAUUCUGAGGGAGCAGUACCGGGACCCCUGGAACGAGGUCAGAAUCGGGAAGUUGCUUGAAGACCUCGAUGCUUUGGCCGGUACCAUCUCGGUCAAGCACUGUUGUGAUGAAGAUAGCACAACAAGACCACUUCUUCUAGUUACUGCAUCAGUUGACAAGAUUGUCUUGAAGAAGCCAAUCAGUGUUGACAUUGAUCUGAAAAUCGUGGGUUCUGUCAUAUGGGUGGGGCGCUCAUCCAUGGAAAUUCAACUUGAAGUGAUUCAAUUUUCUGGAGAGAAGUCUAAUGCCACAGACUCAGUAGCAUUGACAGCCAACUUCAUAUUUGUUGCUCGUGACUCUAAGACCCAUAAAGCUGCCCUGGUGAAUCGGCUCUCUCCUGAGACUGACCAAGAGAAAUUGCUUUUCGAAGAGGCAGAAGCUAGAAGUAAGCUGAGGAAAAGAAAGAGUGUUGGAGAAAGAAAGGAAACUGAUGACGGAAUUGCAAAGAGACUAAAUGAGUUGUUGACCGAGGGAAGGAUUUUCUCUGAUAUGCCCGCCUUAGCAGAUAGAAACAGCAUUCUUCUAAGGGAUACCCAUCUCGAGAAUUCUUUGAUUUGCCAGCCACAGCAGAGGAAUAUCCAUGGUCGGAUAUUUGGAGGGUUUUUAAUGCACCGGGCAUUUGAGUUGGCUUUCUCCACAGCUUAUGCCUUUGCCGGCUUGGUGCCUUGCUUCCUAGAGGUUGAUCAUGUUGAUUUUUUGAGACCUGUGGAUGUUGGAGACUUUCUGAGGUUCAAAUCAUGUGUGCUGUACACUGAACCGGAGAAACCAGAUGGGCCUCUGAUAUUUGUUGAAGUCGUCGCCCAUGUCACAAGGCCCGAGCUCAGGUCUAGCGAGGUAUCAAACACCUUCUACUUCACUUUCACGGUGCGCCCCGAGGCAAAAUCUCUGGAGAAUGGAUUCAGAAUUAGGAACGUGGUUCCUGCAACAGAGGAGGAAGCGCGGCGUAUCCUGGAACGCAUGGAUGCUGAGACCUUGCAGCUGUAGUGCACAUAUGGGUAUGCAUAUAAGUGUAUAACUCUAGGUUGAGGGUAUCGUUCAUUGGUUAUAUGGAGUAUCCUACACUAGACUGGAGUGUCCACAUGGCUCGUACAGGAAAUAAUAUGCUACUAAUUGACUCGUCGAAUCUGAUAUAGGGAUAGUUUUUCAUUGGUCGUUUCCUGCUCUUUUAUCGAGCAAAAGGAAGACGUAGGUAAUCCCAUUUAAGUUAUAUAGCAUGUAGAAUGGCUGCCUUUAGCUUAAUAGGUAUAAUAAUACCGAUUUGAAUGGAUUCAAUGCA
Eucalyptus grandis is the source of this 2026-nucleotide messenger RNA. Its product is annotated as acyl-coenzyme A thioesterase 9, mitochondrial. Gene Ontology annotation, biological process: acyl-CoA metabolic process. The coding region runs from base 439 to 1734 and encodes 431 amino acids. Gene Ontology annotation, molecular function: fatty acyl-CoA hydrolase activity. The record is from RefSeq and is a predicted model, not a curated record. The transcript is spliced from 5 exons. NCBI's taxonomy places the organism in Eukaryota, Viridiplantae, Streptophyta, Magnoliopsida, Myrtales, Myrtaceae.